AUGGAUGGAUGGAUGAGCACCGCGAUGGUGGUGAGAGGCUGCGGUGCUCCGUCCAUCCCAGCGCUGAUCCCAAGUGGAUCAACCGGUGCGGAUGGAAUUGGGGCCAUGCUGCCAUCCCUCAUCCCGCAACCCGCAUCUCGCAUCCCGCACGCUCUCGGCACCCAACCAGCGCGGAUCGACGCGCCGCGUUCCGCACCUGGGAAUGCCCAUUCCAAAUCAGGAAAUGCCGCUCGCCGAUCCUCCGAUGCCGCCGCCGUGGCUGCCUCUGUCGAUCCGCGCUCUUGCGUCACAGCGCUCGAGCGCACGACCGUGUCCGAUCGCAUCGCCGAUUGCAACUACACCUCAUCGGGUCCCUCCACUUCAGGGUCCAGCGCGCAUGGGCAUGCAGCACGACUUUGCACCCGGAAAGAUUGCCGUUCCUCUCACGGCACCACCAUCGACCUCUUGCGAACCAUGGCAAUGAGCAGCGACGCAGGGCACGUGGAUCUCCUCGAAUGGUCCCAGGAACUCGACCACUUCCUCCUGCAGCUGCCCUUCCGACCCUUGCGCAUCGCACAAUCCGUGGUGCUCUACAAGCUCGCCUACUCGACAAGGCAUAGCCAGCUCGGCCUUCUCGUCCUCGACUGCGACACCUGCGCUGCGUACUACGAAGGCGUCUCUUUACGCACUCUCGAGCGUCGGUCCCAUCUCGGCUCUCCACCAUCGUCAUCAUCAGAUCCCAAUCCAAACGCUCGUCUAGCGGAUCUCGCUGCCGCCAUCCAUGACGCGCUCGACGCAACAUUGUCUGGUCUGCAGGCCACCAUCGAGCUGGAAUGCACUCGCUUCUCUUGCUCCGUUGCCAUACAAGCUGCUGCCGGUAGCGCCAGCAGCGCUCGGCAGCUCAAGACUUCUUUCGACCUUGAUCCCUUGAGCCAUGCUGCGCACGCCACUCUUCUCUCGACACAUCUAGUGCGACCUCUUCUCUCCUUAGCCGCAGCAAUCGCACAUGCGCCAAGCCAAGAUCAAGUCACAAGCAUCGCAUCCGAACACAAUCGCGCAAUCCAGCGCAUGAUCUCGGCUCGCUCUCUCAAACUCAUUCAAGCCACUGCUCUGGCGCAUGCGGGGAAACCAUCCCAACUCCUGCAACUCCAAGCUGAUGGCGACGAGGACGAUCUCGUACAAGACGUCGAUCGCCCAGCCGCUUCGUCCAAACGAAUCAAAAACGACCCCACGGCACACCACGGCCUCGACGGUCAUCACGACAUGCUCUUCUUCGGCCCGCCCGGGUUCAAACCGCCUCGCUCCCCUGACGGAGUCCAUGACCACGCCCGAGCCAGCAAGCACGAGCGAGACGCUCCCUUCUCUUCUGACGCUCAGUCGCACGAGGAUGACGGCGACGUCACGCUCAGCGCCACCGACAUCGUGAGACCCACGGCAGCGCAACGGCCGAGACGACAGCCAUCCUCAUCUCCUUCCAAUGCCGUCGUUGCCGCGGGGUCAAUCCCUCGGAUCAAGACCGAACGCCCAAUGGAGGCGAGCGACUCGGACACGAGCCAAGAGGAGGAGAGUCUGCCUGUCAAGCGCCCCCUCCUUGCACGCGCUUCUCCAGCCCCGCCGUCAUCCAGUGAUCAAGCUCAACUGGCUGCCCCCAUUACUUCCGAACGCGGCGACAUCGACGUCAACGCGCGCGAAACACGGACAGAAGAGGAUCAAGAAAUUCUUCCACCUGCGACCCCAUCGGCCUCUGCCUUUGCACCGACUCCAUCGCAAAGCGUUUCGCCGACCCGAAAUGCCGCUCGCGACGAACAGCUGCGUCGGCGCCAACAAAUCGCCAACAUCAAGCGGGGUAACGAAGACCCAGCCUCCGCUGCCUCGGACCCCGCUGCACAAUCCACCACCACGAGACUGGGCGCGAAACAGCCGCAAAGUUCUCGAAAACGAUCUCGCUUCUAG
Messenger RNA from Moesziomyces aphidis, 1932 nucleotides. The record is from the annotation of a GenBank genome assembly. Lineage: Eukaryota; Fungi; Basidiomycota; Ustilaginomycetes; Ustilaginales; Ustilaginaceae.